CACGAAAUCCAAACCGCGCUUUUCCCUCCUUCUCAUGGAUGAUCUGUUUUAGAAGAAGCGUGAAGCUGUAAAACAUUUUAACUUUUACACAAAGAGGUAAAGACGCUUCUUGGGAUUUUCGGUCAUCUCAGAGCACCGAGUGUGUGGAUUCGUUCAUAUUUGCUCACAGGAUCCGUAAUAAAAUUUGCUGGAUUUCUUUGGGUUUGUGUGAGAUGAUGGCCUCCUACUUGGGCCUGGAGGAGAGCAGUACGGGUCUGAUGGACACAGCCAGCAAGACAGAAAAAGAGCAAACUGAGAGCGAAAGUGUUGCAGUGAAAAGUGCAGAAAAUACGGACGCGAGCCAAAAGCCACCGUACUCUUAUGUGGCGCUGAUUGCCAUGGCGAUACGCGACAGUUCUGAGAAGCGACUGACACUUUCAGGAAUUUACCAGUACAUCAUCAGUAAAUUCCCUUUCUACGAGAAGAAUAAGAAAGGCUGGCAAAACAGCAUCCGACACAACCUGUCACUGAACGAGUGUUUUAUCAAGGUGCCACGGGAGGGCGGUGGAGAAAGGAAAGGUAACUAUUGGACCCUGGACCCUGCGUGUGAAGACAUGUUUGAAAAGGGAAACUACCGACGACGGCGGCGCAUGAAGAGACCGUUCAGACCUCCACCGGCACACUUCCAACCCGGUAAAACUCUUUUCGGUGGGGACACUUACGGUUACCUCUCCACGCCUAAAUAUUUACAGUCAGGGUUCAUGAACAACUCGUGGUCUCUGGCGCAACCUCCCGGGUCCAUGCCGUACACUUCGUGCCAAAUGGCGAGCGGUAACGUGAGUCCGGUGAACGUCAAAGGCUUGUCCGCGCACUCCUCGUACAAUCCUUACUCUCGCAUGCAAACAAUGACAUUGCCGGCCAUAGUCAAUUCGUACAAUGGCAUGAGUCACCACCACACACACCAGCACCAUCAGCAGCUCAGUCCGGCUACGUCUCCUCCUGUUUCGACUGGAAACGGCACCGGGAUUCAGUUUGCGUGUUCGCGGCAGCCCACAGAUCUCCCCAUGAUGCACUGCCCUUACUGGGAGCACGAGGGCAAACAUUCCGCUCUGCACACGCGAAUUGAUAUAUAAUUUUAUCUGUUCCCACAAUCCGAGACUAAUAAACAUGUUUUAUAUCUGGUCAACGCAAAUAAAACUGACGUGGACUCAAACGAGGGAAUCUCUCCGAUGUAAAGAGAUGUGAUCUAUUUCCAGUAUUUGACCAUUUACGGAAGAUCCAGAUCGCAGUUGGAUUUAAUAUUUAAAACAAUUAACAAUGUAUUUUCACGUCAUUAGACAUAAACUUUGGUGAAAGCAGCUGUUCUUUUAGUUGUUCUUCUGUACCAUCAGACACUCUUCUGAAAUGACAUCUGGGUUUUAAUAAUUCAUAUA
Messenger RNA from Tachysurus fulvidraco (yellow catfish), 1412 nucleotides. It is a transcript of the gene foxl2a, whose product is annotated as forkhead box L2a. The record is from RefSeq and is a predicted model, not a curated record. The transcript is spliced from 2 exons. Lineage: Eukaryota; Metazoa; Chordata; Actinopteri; Siluriformes; Bagridae. Gene Ontology annotation, biological process: regulation of transcription by RNA polymerase II; anatomical structure morphogenesis; cell differentiation. Bases 213 to 1112 code for a protein of 299 amino acids. Gene Ontology annotation, molecular function: RNA polymerase II cis-regulatory region sequence-specific DNA binding; DNA-binding transcription factor activity, RNA polymerase II-specific.